Molecule: messenger RNA, 1205 nt
Organism: Theobroma umbraticum
Lineage: Eukaryota; Viridiplantae; Streptophyta; Magnoliopsida; Malvales; Malvaceae
Gene: ORC6
Product: origin recognition complex protein 6
Biological process (GO): DNA replication initiation; DNA replication
Cellular component (GO): nuclear origin of replication recognition complex
Molecular function (GO): DNA binding
Source: RefSeq, a predicted model, not a curated record
GGCUUCUCCCGCCAACUCUGUCAGUUAUCUUUCCUCGAGCAUUUCUCCAUUUUCUUCAAAAGGCAGCUUUCGUCUUCCUAGAGAGAAUUAGUGGGAAAAGAAUAAAGAAAAGCAAAGAAAAUCCGAUAACCCAUUUCUCCAGAGAGCCAAUAUGGAUCUGUCAGACAUAGCGAGAAAGCUCGGUCUCUCAGAACAGAAGCUGCUGGUUCGAAAAGCAGCGGAGCUCCGCCGCCUCUGCGAUGUUCAGUUUGAUUCCUCCAUUAUAGGCGUCGGAGAGGUUUGUAAAGCUAUAAUCUGCUUGGAAAUUGCUGCUACAAGGUUUGGGGAGGUUAUAUUUGAUAGACAGAAAGCUAUCAGGUUAUGUGGAAUGUCAGAGAAGGCUUACAAUAGAUCUUUUAAUUCCUUGCAGAAUGGUCUAAAUAUCAAGACAACGCUGGAUAUUAGAGAAUUGGGGAUUCAAUUUGGAUGUGUUAGGCUCAUUCCCUUUGUGAAAAAGAGCUUGUCUCUCUACAAGGAGCGGUUUACAGCAUCAUUGCCUGCUUCUAGACAGGCGAGUGCAGACUUCACUAGGCCAGUGUUUACUGCCGUGGCAUUUUACUUGUGUGCAAAAAAACACAAGCUUAAGAUAGACAAGGUUAGGUUGAUUGAGGUUUGUGGCACCUCUGAAUCUGAGUUUUCUUGUGUUUCUACCUCCAUGAAGGAUCUAUGUCAUGAUGCUUUUGGAAUCUCAAAGGAAAAGAAAGAUCCCAAGGAGGUGAAAGGCAACCGAGAACUGCUAGAUGUGUUACCUGAGAAAAGAAAAUUUGAUGAUGGUGGUUAUUUAUCUGAUGAUGGACCAGAGCUUUCAAGUUACAAGCGGCAUAAGAAAAUGGAGAAAGUUGCUUAUGAUGAGUGGAAGUCAUCUGUUCUAUCAUCUAAUAAGAAAAGCACAAAAGCACCCUGCAAGCAGACCACUCAAACCAGUCUUAACUUUCUGAAGGAAGUUCCUGAGACGCAGGAGUUGAAGGCUGUAUAGGAGACAUGUAUGCCUUCAUUUCUAGUUUUCAAGUUGUUUGAGCUGAUAAAAGAUAUCUAGAAGUUCACAUCGGUAGAAAUGGAUUAAAGAACUGCAUUGGUUAAGUUAUUAGUAAUUACAAGAAAUGCAGUUUCUGUAAGAUGAACUUUGUCUAUCUUAAAGUGUAUAUGUUUGAUAUAGUUCAGGCGAA